AAAAAAGGAAAAAUCUUUCCCCUUUGUCCACGGUCAAACGCAUUACGCUUUCCCCAGAAAAUCAUCGAUCUCUUCAAAUCGUUAAAUUUGCCGAGCAAAUCGUACGGCAACCAAACAUGGGUUUCAUCGGAGAAACUGUAGAUUCCAUCAAAUCGACUCCGAUCAGACAAACACUCUCCCAGUUCGUCACUUUGGGCAUGAUCGUUUCGUCAGCGUUGAUUAUAUGGAAGGCACUGAUGUGUAUCACUGGAACAGAGUCACCUGUUGUUGUUGUGCUUUCUGGUAGCAUGGAGCCUGGAUUUCAAAGAGGCGACAUUUUGUUCCUGCAUAUGAGCAAGGAUCCUAUCCGUACCGGGGAAAUCGUCGUGUUUAACAUCAAUGGACGUGAUAUUCCCAUUGUUCAUCGUGUUAUCGAGGUUCACGAGCGUAGAGAUACCGGGGAAGCUGAUAUCCUGACGAAAGGGGACAACAACGAUAUGGACGACAGGGCCUUGUAUGCCUAUGGCCAGCAUUGGUUGCAGCGGAAGCAUAUCAUGGGCAGAGCCGUCGGGUUCUUGCCUUACGUCGGUUGGGUCACCAUCAUCAUGACCGAGAAACCGAUCCUAAAGUACAUUUUGAUUGGCGCACUUGGGUUGCUAGUGAUAACAUCCAAGGAUUAGAGACGAGAGGAUUUCGGAUUGGAUUCGAUUUCUUUUAGAGAAAAGCGACACAGAGACAAGGGUUCACUUGAACAGGUCGAGAGACCGCUCAUGUAGACAGGACCAGAGUUAUUUGAACUCCAUGUUGUUUCAUCACAGGACUAAAUCCAGGUGCCUGCAAAUUUUUUAACCAGUCAGUAGACGAAGUAAAAACGUCGAAAAUUUCUCAGAAA
Molecule: messenger RNA, 871 nt
Organism: Tarenaya hassleriana
Lineage: Eukaryota; Viridiplantae; Streptophyta; Magnoliopsida; Brassicales; Cleomaceae
Product: signal peptidase complex catalytic subunit SEC11A-like
Exons: 8
Coding region: 117-659 (180 amino acids)
Cellular component (GO): signal peptidase complex; membrane
Molecular function (GO): serine-type endopeptidase activity
Source: RefSeq, a predicted model, not a curated record